Anarrhichthys ocellatus (wolf-eel) is the source of this 513-nucleotide messenger RNA. Its product is annotated as ubiquitin carboxyl-terminal hydrolase 2-like. The record is from RefSeq and is a predicted model, not a curated record. Gene Ontology annotation, biological process: protein deubiquitination. The transcript has 3 exons. The coding region runs from base 58 to 402 and encodes 114 amino acids. Gene Ontology annotation, molecular function: cysteine-type deubiquitinase activity. Lineage: Eukaryota; Metazoa; Chordata; Actinopteri; Perciformes; Anarhichadidae.
UGUUAACAGAUGAGAUGAUUUAAAGUGUGUUGUUGUGUUGUCUUGCUGCAGUGUUUCAUGAACAGCAUCCUGCAGUGUCUCAGCAACACCCACAGCCUGAGAGACUACUGCCUGCACAACUCGCACCGCAGAGACCUUAACAACAACAGCCGCACCAACACGGCCCUCAUGGAAGAGUUCGCUAAGCUGAUCCAGACCAUGUGGACGUCGUCCAGCAGUGAAGCCGUCAGUCCGUCUGAGUUCAAGACUCAGAUCCAGAGAUACGCUCCCAGAUUCGUGGGAUACAACCAACAGGACGCUCAGGAGUUCCUGCGGUUCCUCCUGGACGGGCUACACAACGAGGUGAACAGGGUCAGCGUCAGGCCGAGAGGCUCCGUGGAGGACUUUGACCACCUGCCGUGAGUCGCCCGUCUCACCUGCAUGGACACCUUCCUUCACUGAUGUGUCCUUCACACUCAAUAACCUCAGGACGAGCAGGAGACAUCAAACACAUCGACACACGGCACACAGCCA